CGAGCCGGGCUGGGUUGGGCUGCGCUGGGCGGCCCCGAGCGGAGCCGCCGCUGCAGCAUCGCGGGUGGCGCUCGCCGAGCCGCAUGGGCGCAGGAUGGCCGUGCUCAAGCUCGCAGACCAGCCACCACUGGUCCAAGCGAUUUUCAGUGGCGAUCCAGAAGAGAUACGGAUGUUGAUCUACAAAACUGAGGAUGUCAAUGCCUUGGACGCCGAGAAACGAACUCCUCUUCAUGUUGCAUCAUUCCUGGGGGAUGCAGACAUUAUUGAGCUUCUGAUUUUGUCAGGUGCUCGUGUUAAUGCCAAGGACAAUAUGUGGCUGACUCCUCUCCAUCGAGCAGUUGCUUCAAGAAGUGAAGAAGCAGUCCAAGUAUUGAUUAAGCACUCGGCCGAUGUCAAUGCUCGGGACAAGAACUGGCAGACACCCUUGCACGUGGCGGCUGCAAACAAGGCAGUGAAGUGUGCGGAAGUCAUCAUCCCCAUGCUGAGUAGCGUCAAUGUCUCUGACCGAGGGGGGCGGACAGCAUUGCACCAUGCAGCUCUGAAUGGCCACAUCGAGAUGGUGAACUUGCUCUUAGCCAAGGGGGCAAACAUCAAUGCUUUUGACAAAAAGGACAGAAGAGCUCUUCACUGGGCAGCAUAUAUGGGUCACCUGGAAGUUGUUGCCUUGCUGAUUAAUCAUGGUGCAGAGGUGACUUGUAAAGACAAGAAGGGUUACACCCCACUUCAUGCAGCUGCAUCCAAUGGACAGAUUAACAUUGUGAAACACCUCCUUAACCUGGGGGUAGAGAUUGAUGAGAUGAACAUCUAUGGAAAUACCGCACUUCACAUUGCCUGUUACAAUGGUCAAGAUUCUGUUGUUAAUGAGCUGAUUGACUAUGGUGCUAAUGUAAAUCAGCCUAAUAACAAUGGAUUCACUCCCUUGCAUUUUGCUGCUGCCUCCACUCAUGGAGCACUGUGUCUUGAACUACUAGUGAAUAAUGGGGCGGAUGUUAACGUUCAGAGUAAGGACGGAAAGAGCCCGCUGCACAUGACCGCUGUUCAUGGGAGGUUCACGCGGUCGCAGACCCUCAUUCAGAAUGGAGGGGAAAUUGACUGUGUUGAUAAGGAUGGUAACACCCCUCUGCACGUGGCUGCAAGAUACGGACAUGAACUUUUGAUUAACACCCUCAUAACCAGUGGAGCUGAUACUGCCAAGUGUGGGAUCCACAACAUGUUUCCUUUACACUUAGCAGCACUGAAUGCUCACUCAGACUGCUGCAGGAAAUUGUUGUCAUCAGGACAAAAGUAUAGCAUAGUGUCCUUGUUUAGUAAUGAGCACGUGCUGUCUGCAGGCUUUGAAAUAGACACCCCCGAUAGUUUUGGAAGAACGUGCCUCCACGCUGCCGCUGCAGGAGGUAACGUUGAAUGUAUAAAACUCUUGCAAAGCAGUGGAGCAGAUUUUAAUAAGAAGGAUAAAUGUGGAAGGACACCUUUGCAUUAUGCAGCUGCAAAUUGUCAUUUCCACUGUAUUGAGACACUGGUGACAACAGGAGCCAAUAUUAAUGAAACAGAUGACUGGGGACGCACUCCUUUGCACUAUGCUGCUGCUUCUGACAUGGACCGAAAAAGAAAGAAUAUUUUAGGUAACUCCCAUGAAAAUGCUGAAGAACUUGAAAGAGCCAGUGAGAUGAAGGAAAAAGAAGCUGCAUUGUGUCUAGAGUUCCUUCUACAGAACGAUGCCAAUCCAUCCAUCCAAGACAAAGAAGGGUACAACACUGUGCAUUAUGCUGCUGCAUAUGGGCACCGGCAGUGUUUGGAACUGAUUGGAAGCAAAACUCCAUUGGAUAUACUUCUGGAAAAAACCAACAAUAUGUUUGAGGAACCCGAUUCUGCAGCUACAAAAAGUCCUUUGCAUUUAGCUGCCUACAAUGGUCAUCAUCAAGCCUUGGAAGUACUUCUCCAGUCUCUGGUAGAUUUGGAUAUUAGGGACGAGAAAGGACGCACUGCUUUGGACCUGGCUGCCUUUAAAGGACACUCAGAGUGCGUGGAAGCUCUCGUCAGCCAGGGUGCUUCUGUCACUGUAAAAGACAAUGUCACCAAAAGGACCCCCCUCCAUGCUUCAGUUAUUAACGGCCAUACACCUUGUUUACGGUUGUUGCUAGAAGUUGCAGACAACCCUGAUGUGACAGACGCCAAAGGACAAACCCCACUAAUGCUUGCAGUGGCAUAUGGGCACAUUGAUGCUGUUUCUUUAUUACUUGAAAAAGAAGCAUCUGUAGAUGCAGCUGAUCUCCUGGGAUGCACAGCUUUACAUCGAGGGAUUAUGACUGGGCACGAAGAAUGUGUUCAGAUGCUGUUAGAGAAAGAAGUAUCUAUUUUGUGUAAAGAUGCCAGAGGCAGGACACCUCUACACUUCGCAGCAGCUCGGGGUCAUGCCACGUGGUUGAGUGAAUUACUGCAGAUAGCACUUUCAGAGGAAGACUGUAGUUUGAAAGAUAAUCAAGGUUAUACACCGCUGCACUGGGCUUGUUACAAUGGUCAUGAAAACUGCAUAGAGGUACUAUUGGAACAAAAGUUAUUCCGCACAUUUUAUGGUAAUAGCUUCUCUCCAUUGCACUGUGCCGUAAUAAAUGAUCACGAAAACUGUGCAUCACUGCUCAUCGGAGCCAUCGAUGCCAGCAUUGUCAAUUGCAAAGAUGACAAAGGAAGAACGCCCCUUCACGCCGCAGCCUUUGCAGAUCACGUGGAGUGCCUCCAGCUCCUCCUGAGUCACAGUGCACAAGUGAAUGCUGCAGAUCACGCAGGGAAAACGCCUCUCAUGAUGGCAGCUCAAAAUGGUCACGUAGGUGCUGUAGACUUCCUGGUGAACAUUGCCAAGGCUGACUUGACGUUAAAAGAUAAGGAGUCAAAUACAUCUUUGCACUUGGCUAGCAGUAAAGGUCAUGAAAAAUGUGCCUUGUUAAUACUUGACAAGAUACAAGAACAGAGCCUUAUUAAUGCAAAAAAUAGUGCAUUGCAGACACCUCUCCAUAUUGCUGCACGAAAUGGCUUAAAGAUGGUGGUUGAAGAGUUGCUAGCCAAAGGGGCGUGUGUCCUAGCAGUUGAUGAAAAUGGUCAUACGCCAGCCCUGGCUUGCGCUCCUAACAAAGACGUGGCUGACUGCCUGGCACUCAUUUUGGCUACCAUGAUGCCUUUUUCUCCUUCCAGUUCAGUGACGGCUUUCAACUUCGUUUGCUUUAAAAAAGACAAUUUGGGCAGGACGCAUCUCUGCGAUGACUCCAGCAUGGGUAGCACUAACUCUUACGAUAAGCCCUUGAGUAAUAACAUAGGACCAGAGGACGGGUACAAUGAAAAUGAUUCGGAUUCUGAAACGUUUUGACUUUUUGGUGUUCAAAAAUUUUUAUUUGUUAGUAUUUCAUUUCAGCUUUGUUUUUGUCUCUUUAAAAGGCUUAAAUCCCACAGCUAUAUCCUCAACUAUUAUUCUUGAUAAGCAGGUAUUGAAAGGUUUUGAGUGUUGAUGAGAAUCAAGCCUUUAAAUAACAGUUAGAGGGAUUUACUGGAACGUAUUCCCAUUAACGUUCUGCAGCUUUUCAGUUUCUCAUAUUUUCUUUAGGCCCUAAGUGCCCCUGUGGAAAGUCUCUACCUCUUAUUUUAAGUAGAAAAAGAGAAAAUGCCUUUUUUCUUUUUUGACAGCACAAAUAAACAGGGAAUUGUUUGUAAAAAGUUCUUACAUGUUUUACCUGCACCUUUAGUACACAAACAUAUUUACAGCGUAGCCUUCAUAGAUUUGAGCAUCAUCCCUUUCCUCUGUUUGUUUCCUGCUUCCAGGGGCUCUGUUAAUUAGAAAUUUUUUUUCAAACAAACCAAAGGUGAAGUUGUAAAUGUUAAAGCUGCCUGUAGUAGUUUUCUAUAGGAAACGAAACGUAUUAUGUUCUGCGUGUGUUGAGCACUUAAACGUACAGAAGGCACUUUUUACAGUUCUUAGUUGCAGCACGCAGUUAGAAAAAUAUGGUUAUAAACUCUUUGGGCCAAAUUUCUGCUUGUCUCACCCUAUUUUCCCACAGACAUUAGCAGAAUCACUUGCGUAAAAUGAAAAUCACUUGGCCUUUUUGGUUUUUUUUUCAAUUCAGCAAAACAUGUACGGUUUAUUUGCACUACGGAAUUAGGGUCAUUAGAUGUUUCUGUCACCUGAGCCAUUAACCAUUAAUCUAGACCAGGAAAAAAAGAGGAGGGAGGUGGGAAUCAGGUGUAGAAAAAGGUGUAUGUGAGAGUUUAUUAUGACUUGCCAACUUCAAUGGAUUUUUUUUUUUCUAUACUUAAAUAACUUAUUUUUACUGUAAACAGUAUUGAAUUUUAAAAUACUUUUGCCAGUGUUUGGAUUAACAGAGCAAAGGUAAAGCAAUGAAAGCGUAACACCAAAAGUUGAAAUACCAAACACCAGAAAGCAUAGCAGCGCACUGUGCAGGGGAUCGGAGAUCCGUGCUAGAACAGCCUAUUGUCACCAGCUUGUAAAGCAAUGUCAGCUUUGUGAAUAUGUUUACUCCUUCUGCCAAAGUUUCUAGGUCAAAUGGACCACGACCCUCCUCUGCAACAGAUGUACAAAAGGAAGAGUAAGACUUUGUAAACAAAACCAAGCAAAAAACUAAACAAAAAGCUGUCACGAACUAACCAGCUGUACCGAGAGGACCAAAAUGCUUCAGUCAUUAAAUGGAAGACUUUGCUACUUUUAUUUUUU
Cuculus canorus (common cuckoo) is the source of this 4714-nucleotide messenger RNA. RefSeq names its product ankyrin repeat domain 44 (gene ANKRD44). Gene Ontology annotation, cellular component: nucleus; cytoplasm; T-tubule. The transcript is spliced from 29 exons. The coding region runs from base 95 to 3358 and encodes 1087 amino acids. Gene Ontology annotation, molecular function: RNA polymerase II-specific DNA-binding transcription factor binding. NCBI's taxonomy places the organism in Eukaryota, Metazoa, Chordata, Aves, Cuculiformes, Cuculidae. Gene Ontology annotation, biological process: regulation of cardiac muscle contraction; regulation of transcription by RNA polymerase II; protein localization to T-tubule. The record is from RefSeq and is a predicted model, not a curated record.